GCAGAGUCGCAUCUGCCCAGGCUGGGAGGCCGUGUCUGGGCCCUGCCCGUCCCCGAGCCCCUCCCCAGCCCCGUCCCUCAGGUGCUGCUCGGGUCCCGCACUUCACGUCCAGCCCCUCAGACGCCCCAGCUCCAGGCUCCAGCCAGGCCUCUCCCACUGGCAUGGACCCCCGCCCCGCGCUCUGGGCGCUGCUCCUGGGCCAGGCGCUCGGCGGGCCGGCGUGCUCGGGCCCUGCCCGCUACAGCCUCACCUUCAUCGGCCAGUGGAGCCAGGCCGCCUUCCCCAAGCAGUACCCGCUGUUCAGGCCGCCCGCGCAGUGGUCGGAGUUGCUGGGGGCCGCGCACAGCUCCGACUACAGCCUGUGGCGGCGCGGCGCCUACGUGAGCGCGGGGCUGCGGGAGUUCGCGGAGCGCGGCGAGGCCUGGACGCUGAUGCGGGAGAUGGAGGCGGCGGGCGAGGCGCUGCAGAGUGUGCGCACCGUCUUCUCCGCGCCCGCCCUGCCCAGCGGCACCGGGCGCUCGGCCACCGAGCUGGAGGUGCACCCGCGCCAUUCGCUGGUGUCAUUCGUGGUGCGCAUCGUGCCGAGCCCCGACUGGUUCGUGGGUGUGGACAGCCUGGCGCUGUGCGAGGGCAGUCGCUGGAGGGAGCAGGUGGCGCUGGACCUUCGCCCCUAUGACGCGGGCACCGACAGCGGCUUCACCUUCUCGUCGCCCAACUUUGCCACCGUCCCACAGGACACAGUGACCGAGAUAACAGCAUCAUCGCCCAGCCACCCGGCCAACUCAUUCUUCUACCCGCGUCUCAAGGCCCUGCCGCCCAUUGCCAAGGUCACCCUGGUGCGCAUGCGCCACCGCGCCCAGGCCUUCCCGCCACCCACACCCCAGCUACUGGGGGGAGACAAUGAGAUCGGGGACAAUGCCCCGGAGACGCCGCUGGACUGUGAGGUGUCCCUCUGGUCAUCCUGGGGGCUGUGUGGAGGUCCCUGUGGGCAACUGGGCUCCAAGAGCAGGACCCGCUUCGUGCGAGUGCAGCCGGCCAACCGGGGGGCUCCCUGCCCUGAGCUGCAGGAGGAGGCCCAGUGCACUCCUGACAACUGCGUGUGACCUUGGCUGCCUGCCUCCAUAUUUAUUACCCACGCAGGGUGAGCCCACAGAAGCCUGCAUGCUUGUGCCCGAGCCCUGGCCUCAGGGAUACGGACACCUGGGGGCGCUGGGAGGCUCGUCCAGCAGGUGACUGGUGGGGUCGGUGGAGGGCGUGGACCACCUGUAUGAAUAAAUGCCCUCCGUGACCA
Molecule: messenger RNA, 1291 nt
Organism: Erinaceus europaeus (western European hedgehog)
Lineage: Eukaryota; Metazoa; Chordata; Mammalia; Eulipotyphla; Erinaceidae
Gene: SPON2
Product: spondin 2
Exons: 6
Coding region: 162-1103 (313 amino acids)
Biological process (GO): cell adhesion
Cellular component (GO): extracellular matrix
Source: RefSeq, a predicted model, not a curated record